CUUCCGCACGACUCGAAUGGAUAAAGCGGAGCGAGCGGAGGAGACCGAGCUGCAGUGAGUGAAUGACGGCGAGAAACUUUACCGUGUUUUUGUCCCCGUGUUUACAAAACGGUGGGUGAUAAAGUCACUCGGGUGAACUACUUUGACCCAUUUUGACAUUUUUUUAGACUCCGCGGGUCGAAACUGCUUAAGGAAAGCGAGAACUCGGAGGCUCCGUGUUCGCUACACAGACGAGAGAGACAGAGCACAAAAUAACAGACGACGAGAGACAAGACGAGUGGAUAAGAGAGGACAGAAGGGGAGAAGAGGAGUAAAAAGAGGAGAGGAAAAGAGAAGCGGAGAGAGAAGAAGACAACUUCGCACUUUUCCUUCCCUGAGGAGGAGUUUCCUCAAGUUACGGCCGCGGUGUGGAGCUCCGGACUGAGGUAGCCUAGCUUGCUGGUAACGGCUGAAAACCGCUGCUUUGUAGCGACUUUUUACUCAAAAAAAGCUCCAGGACUUGCUUGAGAGCUCUCUUCACGAGCGAGGACGGAGUAACCCCCCCACAUUUCUUCUCGACCUUCCCCUCCUCCUCCUCUCUUUUCCGGCGCCAUGGUAUGAGGAGCCCCGCGAUGGCCGCGUGAGAGGAAGCGGCGCGAGCCCCCUCGAGAGAGAGCCGCGAUGGCGCGCGGCCCCGUCGCCGCCGCCUGCGUGCUCGUGUGCCUGGGCGCGUGCGCGGUGGCGGUGGUGGAGUGCGCGGCGCGUCGCCUCGUCUGCUGGGAGGCGAUCCUGAACUGCCAGGCGGAGCCCGAGUGCCACUACGCGUACGGCCAGUACAUGCACGCGUGUGAGCCCGUGCUGAGCGGGCGCCGCACGACAUGCCCGAGCCACUGCAUCGCGUCGCUCGUGCAGCUGAACCUGACGCGCGGCGGGCCCGCGCUCGAGGAGUGCAGCUGCGCCUCGGACCCCGUGUGCCGCGAGGCCAAGCGCGCCAUCGAGCCGUGCAUGCCGCGCACGAGCAGCCUCGGCUGCACGGAGGCGCGGCGGCAGUGCGAGCGCGACCUCCACUGCCGCUCCGCCAUGGCCAACUACCUGCUCCACUGCAGCAAGCUCUUCAGUGGCACCGUGUGCACGAGCGCGUGCCGCGAUGUGAUCGCGGACAUGCGGCGCCUGCCCAAGGCUCAGCUGCUGGACACGUGCGUCUGCGAUGGUACCGAGCGGACCAUAUGCGAGUACGUCAAGCUCAAAAUGAGGAACCUGUGCUUCGGCGAGCCGCCCGUGGACGAGGAUGACGACGAGGGUUCUGGGGUUACGGAUGACUACGAUGACGAGGACGACUACUACCCGGGGGAGCGGGUAGGAAGAGACAGGUCAGGCGCCUCGGCCUGGUGGGCGUCCGUAAUGCUUGUGGUGCUGGCGGAGUCCGUCUUGGUGCUGGUGCGGCUUUUAAGCUAAAGCUUGAACUGUUCUGUGGGAACGGUCAGAUUCCCUGUGAACUGCAGUGGGGCCAGUGAAAAUGACUGGUCAGAGUGAUCACUGAAAAGGACUGGUCAGUGGAAGUAACUGGUCAGACACCCCACAAGCUACAGUGGAAUCAGGGAAAGUGACUGCUGAGUCUGGUGAGUGAAAACAGCAGGUCAAACUGGUCUGUAAAAGGGACUGGUCAGAUGGGUGAAUGAAAAUGGCCAGUCAGUGUCAGUAAGGCAGUCAGGGAAAGUGACUGGUCAGUGAAAAUGGCUGGUCAGACUUCUCACAAGCUACAGCGGAGGCAGUGAAAGCAACUGGUCAGUUAAAACGCCCAGUCAGUGAACAUUUGAGGUGCUCUGUGACUCCGGACCCGAUUUUACGUCUGUUGUUUGUCUCCAAAGAGAACACGUCCACCUUUGCAUGACACUUUGCUUGAGUUUUGUUCACGUCCUGAGGUUGGUCACAUUGCACCUUCUCUAUGCAAGUGUACCAUUCAGUGACCCUUCAGCCCCAGCACAUUUUUCCAUAUUUAUUCUUCACAGCUGAACUCUUACCUGUGAGUAACUGUUGGUUUAAAAUAAAAUGCUAGAUCGAGCUCAUUCUAACACUACUGCCUUAAAAAAGAACAGAAAAACAACAUUGCCCAUAUUGCAAGUGCUCUUCUCACAUUGUCAAACAGGACACAACCAAGUUGCCUUUAAAAAAGAGAAAGACAAGUUUUUAUUUUGUUACUUAGAGAUGUAACUGUGCAAGGGUUUAAUCAGAAAGCUGUGCACUGCCAAUAUGAAACUAGAUAUGUACAACUAUUUUUCUAUCUAAAGAUGCCUUUGACCUUGUGUGAAUGAAUGAAUAACAUCUUUAAAAUAUGGCUUGAAUGAAUUUAAAGUAGGCUAGAACUGAGUUCUGAAGCACUCAAUUGUGAAAGUACUGAAUAUAAGCAUUUUCAUGAAAUAAGGCAAUAUUUUAUACCAUAAAAUGUCUAUGAAAACAAAGGGUGACGAUUCCAGCUUUAAAGGGAGGUUAUUAGAUAUUUUUUUGUUGUAAUUGGUUUUCUUUUCUAAAAUGCUGUACAGUGUAAAUAGAUUUGCAGAGAAUCUUUUUAUUGUGUUCUCAAAGAUGAAUUAUUGACUGUGUAGAAAUGUCUAAAUCCACUGUAUGACUGCCUCGGUGAUGUACUUUUUAUAGAAGGCAUAAAAAAUGAAAGUACAAAGACUUAAA
Messenger RNA from Colossoma macropomum (tambaqui), 2664 nucleotides. RefSeq names its product growth arrest-specific 1a (gene gas1a). Gene Ontology annotation, biological process: regulation of cell cycle. NCBI's taxonomy places the organism in Eukaryota, Metazoa, Chordata, Actinopteri, Characiformes, Serrasalmidae. The coding region runs from base 661 to 1434 and encodes 257 amino acids. The record is from RefSeq and is a predicted model, not a curated record. The transcript has a single exon.